AUGGGGAGCUUGCAGCAACAGCAACAGCAAGUCAGUGGUGGAUAUAACAGCCACCAGGUUGUAGCUGUGCCGGAGACACCACCAGCCGGCGGACAACACGAUCACCGGAUGCAUGAGCAAAAGAAGCCUGGAUGGAGAAAUUUUUUGUCGUAUGUUGGCCCGGGUUUCUUGGUCUCAUUGGCAUAUCUUGAUCCCGGAAAUUUGGAAACUGAUUUGCAGGCUGGUGCAAACCAUGGAUAUGAACUACUAUGGGUGAUACUUAUCGGAUUAAUCUUCGCUCUAGUGAUCCAAUCUCUUGCAGCUAAUCUUGGUGUAAGCACCGGUAAACACCUCUCAGAACUGUGCAAGGUCGAGUACCCACGAUACGUUCGAUACUGCCUAUGGAUACUAGCUGAGAUUGCCGUCAUUGCAGCUGACAUUCCUGAAGUGAUUGGGACGGCAUUUGCACUUAACAUACUAUUCCACAUCCCGGUUUGGGUUGGAGUUCUUUGCACUGGUUUGAGUACUCUCCUACUACUUGGCCUCCAGAGAUAUGGGGUUAGAAAACUUGAAUUGUUGAUAGCAAUAUUGGUAUUCAUCAUGGCUGCAUGUUUUUUUGGUGAAUUGAGUUAUGUGAAGCCUCCUGCAAAGGAUGUAAUGAAAGGAAUGUUCAUUCCUAAGCUCAGUGGCAAUGGUGCAACUGGUGAUGCCAUUGCACUAUUGGGCGCCCUCGUCAUGCCGCAUAAUCUUUUCUUGCAUUCAGCUCUUGUACUCUCUAGGAAAAUACCAAAUUCGGUUCGAGGCAUCAAUGAUGCAUGUCGGUUUUUCUUGAUUGAGAGCGGAUUUGCAUUAUUUGUAGCAUUCUUGAUCAAUGUUGCAGUUAUUUCUGUAUCUGGCACGGUUUGUCUGGCCAAUGAUUUGUCCAACGAUAAUACAGAACGUUGCAAUGAUCUAACACUCAACUCUGCUUCUUUCCUGCUGAAGAAUGUUCUGGGAAGAUCGAGUUCUACUGUUUAUGCUAUUGCGUUACUAGCCUCAGGCCAAAGCUCUACCAUUACUGGCACAUAUGCAGGACAAUAUAUCAUGCAGGGUUUCUUGGAUAUGAAGAUGAAGACAUGGCUUCGAAACUUCAUGACUAGGUGCAUCGCUAUCACGCCUAGUCUAAUAGUCUCGAUUAUUGGUGGAUCAUCGGGAGCAGGUCGACUGAUCAUCAUUGCAUCGAUGAUACUUUCUUUUGAACUUCCAUUUGCUCUCAUCCCUCUUCUUAAAUUCAGCAGCAGUUCCACCAAAAUGGGACCACACAAGAACUCAAUAUAUAUUGUGGUGUUCUCAUGGAUAUUGGGGCUGGGAAUCAUAUGCAUCAAUAUAUACUAUUUGAGCACAGCCUUUGUGGACUGGUUAAUCCACAAUAAUUUACCAAAAGUUGGGAAUGUCUUCAUUGGAAUCAUAGUUUUUCCUUUGAUGGCUGUAUAUAUAAUGUCAGUAAUCUAUCUUAUGUUUCGCAAAGACACGGUUGUGACAUUCAUCGAACCCACAAACUUCGAUUCAAUUGCUCAAAUGCAAAUGGAAAAGGGGAACAACAACGUAGAUGGUGAAAACGAGUUGCAACCUGUUCCAUAUAGAGAGGAUCUUGCUGAUAUUCCAUUGCCUGAAUAG
Molecule: messenger RNA, 1635 nt
Organism: Fraxinus pennsylvanica
Lineage: Eukaryota; Viridiplantae; Streptophyta; Magnoliopsida; Lamiales; Oleaceae
Source: the annotation of a GenBank genome assembly